Capsella rubella is the source of this 1102-nucleotide messenger RNA. Its product is annotated as cytosolic sulfotransferase 9. The record is from RefSeq and is a predicted model, not a curated record. The coding region runs from base 8 to 1033 and encodes 341 amino acids. Gene Ontology annotation, cellular component: cytoplasm. The transcript has a single exon. Gene Ontology annotation, molecular function: sulfotransferase activity. Gene Ontology annotation, biological process: sulfation. Lineage: Eukaryota; Viridiplantae; Streptophyta; Magnoliopsida; Brassicales; Brassicaceae.
AAAAAAAAUGGAUGAGAAAGACAAUCCAAGAAACUUGAGGGAAGAAGAAGAAGAAACCAAAGAUUUGAUCUCUUCACUUUCUUGGGAGAUAGAUUACAUUGGGAACAAGCUGUUCAAAUACGAAGGACAUUGGUACUACGAAGACAUUCUCCAAUCAAUCCCCAAUCUCAACACCGGGUUUAAGCCACAAGAAACCGAUGUAAUUGUCGCUUCUUUCCCCAAGUGUGGCACGACUUGGCUCAAGGCACUCACAUUUGCACUAGUUCAACGAUCAAAACACCCUUUGGGAGAUCAUCAUCAUCAUCCUCUGCUAUCUCAUAAUCCUCAUGAGGUAAUGCCUUAUCUCGAGCUCGAUCUGUAUCUCAAAACCUCAAAACCGGACUUGACCAAGUUCUUAUCAUCAUCAUCAUCUCCAAGAUUGUUCUCAACUCACAUGCCUUUGCAUGUGCUUCAAGUACCCUUGAAAGAGUCUCCUUGCAAGAUCGUGUACGUGUGCAGGAACUUGAAAGACGUGCUGGUGUCUCUUUGGCAUUUCCUCAACGCCAACAAGGGAGUAGAAUGGAAUGAUUUUAGCCAAAAGGAAAAGAUCGUUCGAGUGGAGGAUUACUCUUUCGAGGCUAUGUUUGAGUCAGUCUGUAAUGGGGUUACCCUAUACGGCCCCUUUUGGGACCAUGCCCUGAGCUAUUGGCGAGGCAGCUUGGAAGAUCCUAAGCAUGUUCUUUUCCUGAUGUACGAGGAUCUGAAAGCGGAGCCUCGUACUCAGCUGAAGAGGCUAGCAGAUUUCUUGGAUUGUCCAUUCACUAAGGAAGAGGAAGAUAGCGGAUCUGUAGACAAGAUCUUGGAACUUUGCUCUCUAAGUAAUCUAAGCAGUUUGGAGAUCAACAAAACCGGAGCGUCGGGUGGAGUUGAUUACAAGACUUAUUUUCGUAAAGGAGAAGUAGGUAGCUGGAAGAGUUAUGUGACUCCUGAAAUGGAGAACAAGAUCGAUAUGAUCACCGAGGAGAAACUCAAAGGUUCCGGUCUGAAUUUCUAGAAUUAUGUUUGGUUUGUGUAUCUCUUAAAUGCAUUACUCAAGAAUAAAAGUUAUAUUGUUAUUCUUAUA